UACCCCGCUGUAAUAAUCCACCAACGCGCGGGUUCUGAAACCCUAGGCGCAGUACGCACCCGCGUCUUUCCCCUCGGCGUAUUGUAGCAGCUGAACUCCCUCGUCUCGUUCUCAGCUGCUGCAACUCUCGUUUUCUUUCACUUCGUUUCAACAAUUUUGAAAAUUCAUUCUAAGUCAGAGACAAUAAAAAAAAAAAGAGAAAGAAAUAGGAUUAUGGGAAGUAACUUCCAUUCACCGCCAGCGAAGCGCUCCAUAUCCGGAUUGCCCGACCCGAAUCCAUUUCCUCCAAACGGAGCUUUCAAGCGCGCAAAGCCGUCCAAAGCUCAACAACCAAUCGCCGUACCCUCUGGACACGUGGCAUUCCGUCUCCUAUGCAACGCCUCACGCAUCGGCGGUGUCAUCGGCAAGUCCGGAGCAGUCAUCAAGAAUCUCCAACAGUCCACCGGUGCCAAGAUCCGAAUCGAGGAUUCUCCAUCGGAGUCACCGGACCGAAUCAUCAUGGUUAUAGCCUCAAGUGCUCUCGACGGUAAAAUUAUGAUGAGAAGCCACGGCAGCGACGGGGAAGCCGUUGAGGUGUCGAAAGCGCAGGAAGCUUUGUUGAGAGUUUUCGAUAGGAUCCUUGAAGUUGCGGCGGAGACGGAAGGGAUUGAACUUGGGGAUAGGAUAGUGUCGUGCCGGCUGGUGGCGGAUUCGGUGCAAGCCGGGUCCGUCAUCGGAAAGGGAGGGAAUGUGGUGGAGAAGAUAAAAAGAGACACUGGGUGCAAAAUUAGGGUUUGCAGGGAUAAUUCCGAUGAAGUGAUCGAGAUAGAAGGAAAUGUGUCACCCGUAAAGAAGGCACUUGUUGCGGUCUCUCGCCGUCUUCAAGACUGUCAUCUUGCUGAUAGAGCAAAGACGAUGGGACGAAAUCCUCAUGAAGUGGUUCAUCAUGAAGCUUUAGUCGGAGUUCCUCGCGAGACUUUUACUUCAAUUGCACGUGAUACUUUUAUUGGAGCUCCACGUGAGACAUUAACUGAUCUGCAUGUGGAUCAUCUUCUGCAGAGGGGCUCUGCAUUGUCUACUUUACCUAGUAGCUCUAACAGCUAUGCCACUGGAGUUCAUUCAUUGUCGGCAGAAGUUAAUAGAGUCUCAUCCCUGGAACCAAAAGCACAUCAGCAAGAAAUCACCUUCAAAAUUCUUUGUUCCAAUGAUAAAGUUGGAGGUAUUAUUGGAAAGGGUGGUAACAUAGUUAGAGCUCUUCAAAGUGAGACAGGGGCUACUAUAAGUAUUGGCCCUUCAGUAGCUGAGUGUGAGGAUCGGUUAAUUACUGUUACCGCUUCAGAGAAUCUUGAGUCAAGAUAUUCCCCAGCACAAAAGGCUGUCGUGCUUGUUUUCUCCAGGUCUGUUGAGACUGGUAUUGAGAAAGGGAUAGACUCUGGAUUAAAGACAGGGUCAUCUGUGAUGGCACGACUUGUAAUCCCAUCAAACCAAGUUGGUUGUUUGUUAGGAAAAGGUGGAGUAAUAGUGUCCGAAAUGAGGAAGGCAACAGGGGCUAACAUAAGAAUAAUUGGGACUGAUCAAGUUCCAAAAUGUGCAUCAGAUAAUGAUCAAGUUGUACAGAUAACAGGAGAGUUUUCAAAUGUGCAAGAUGCAUUAUAUAAUGCAACUGGUAGACUGCGAGAUAAUCUUUUUGGCACACAGAAUAUUGCUGGAACAAGGAACCUUUCCUCUGUACAAGCUGAUACCAGUCCCUAUGAAAGACUAAGAGAUGUUCCUCUUGGAGGCCAAUCCUUUUUACGAGCUGAUACUAGUCCCUACGAAAGACUGAGAGAUGUUCCUCUUGGAGGCCAGUCCUUUUUACGCGCUGAUACCGGUCCCUAUGCAAGACUGAGAGAAGGUCCUCUUGGAGGCCAAUCCUCUUUGCAAGCUGAUACCAGUCCCUAUGUAAGACUGAGAGAAGGUCCUCUUGGAGGUCAAUCCUCUUUGCAAGCUGAUACCGGUCCCUAUGUAAGACUGAAAAAUGGUCCUCUUGGAGGCCAAUCCUCUUUGCAAGCUGAUACUGGUCCCUAUGUAAGAUUGAGAGAUGGUCCUCUUGGAGACCAAUCCUCUUUACAAGCUGAUACCAGUUCCUAUGGGAGACUGAGAGAUGGUCCUCUUGGAGGCCAAUCCUCUUUGCAAGCUGAUAUCAGUCCCUAUGUAAGAAUGAGAGAUGGUCCUCUUGGAGGUCAAUCCUCUUUACAAGCUGAUACCAGUUCCUAUGGGAGACUGAGAGAUGUUGUUCCUCUUGGAGGCCAAUCAGCUGCUGGCAUUUCUCAUAGUCUGAAUAGGCACACUUUUUCACAAGGCAUUGAUCAUCUUGCUUUUACUAGAAAUUACGACCGUCCUUCUUCCCCAGGCUUAUGGACACCACCGAGAGUUGCUGGGAUCAAUUCAAGAAGCAUUAAUGAAGCUAGUUGGGAAUCAGCAUCUCGAAAAGGCGGCCUAGAACUUGUCAGUGGAAGUAAAUCUGCUAUUGUGACUAAUACAUCUGUAGAAAUUGUGGUUCCUGAGGAUACUCUAGACCUUGUGUAUGGGGAAAAUGGUAGCAAUCUGGCUCGGCUGAGACAGAUUUCAGGUGCUAAGGUUGUUAUCUACCAACCUCGUCCUGGAACAAGUGACAGGACUAUUGUCAUAUCCGGUUCACCUGAUGAAACCCAAGCAGCGCAGAGCCUUCUUCAAGCAUUUAUUCUUAAUGGAUCAUCAUGACAUAUCCCCUCAUAGAUUUUUAAGUAGAUCAUAUGUAACCUGUUGACUUUAUUAAUUUUGAUCUUUUCCUUUUUAUCCCCGCCUGAAAUCAUGUAAAAUCCAACCUUCCUGUAAUCUUGGCUUAAUUUAUGGAUCUGCGUCUCUCCACCGAACAUUAGUGUAGACAUCAAUUGCUUGAUUCUUAGAGCAUACCUUGGUAACAGUAAGCCUACCAGUAAGAUUUUGUGUUUUCCCGGCUCCUUUUUUAAUAGAUUUUGUGGUUAGCAUGUCAUGUUUCAACUACUAAUCAUUUUUUAGUGCGGGUGAUAUAAAAGCAGCCCCCGUGAAUAUUCUUCAUUUUAUUGUCCAUAAUGAACAUAUGUGAAAUCCCUUGAGAUACUUGUAAUUAUUUAUAUGCAUCUUGUAAUUAUGCACAUUAUCUUGC
Molecule: messenger RNA, 3145 nt
Organism: Cicer arietinum (chickpea)
Lineage: Eukaryota; Viridiplantae; Streptophyta; Magnoliopsida; Fabales; Fabaceae
Product: KH domain-containing protein HEN4-like
Molecular function (GO): RNA binding
Source: RefSeq, a predicted model, not a curated record